AUGGUCACUCUGCGUAUCAUCAGUGUCACCAAUGCUACCUCUUAUCACCAUCAUCAGUCGCUGUAAUAUACUCGCACGUAGUACCACGCUCAUUCUCUUUCCUAAAAACAACCAGUUCUUUUUCCAAAACCAUACGUUCACCAUGGCUUCAGUUGAUUUUAAAACUCCACAAGGUGUUCAAUAUCUUGAGAACUUCUUAAGUGCUAAAAGUUACAUUGUCGGCUACGAACCUUCUAAAGCCGACUUAGAUACUUUUGCCGCUGUCCCAGCACCACAAGUUAAGACUCCCAAUAUACUAAGAUGGUAUAACCACAUUAAAUCUUUCUCCGACAAGGAAAAAGCUCAAUUUCCUAACAAAAAGGCCGAAUUUUCUACAGUUGGUGGAGGAAGUACUGCUAAACCAGCUGACGACGAUGAUGAUGUCGAUCUAUUCGCUUCAGAUGAUGAGGAGGAUGAAGAAGCAGAGCGUAUUAAACAAGAAAGGUUAAAAGCGUACACUGAAAAAAAAGCCACUAAAAAAGUUGUAAUUGCAAAGAGCAGUAUUGUAUUGGAUGUGAAACCCUGGGAUGAUGAGACUGAUAUGAAAAAAUUAGAAGAGUCUGUAAGAACAAUUCAAAUGGAUGGUCUCGUGUGGGGAGCUUCUAAACUUGUAGAAAUUGCUUUCGGUAUCAAGAAACUUCAAAUUAUGUGUAUUGUUGAAGAUGACAAAGUAUCCGUGGAUGCUUUAGUUGAAACCAUUCAAGAAUUCGAAGAUUUCGUUCAAUCUGUCGAUAUCGCAGCAUUUAACAAAAUUUAAGUUUGCUGUGUUCUUUAUUUACCAAUUAAUUUUGAUUUCUGCUUAAUGAAAAUAUAUACUCAUUUUUACCAAA
Adelges cooleyi (spruce gall adelgid) is the source of this 869-nucleotide messenger RNA. It is a transcript of the gene eEF1beta, whose product is annotated as elongation factor 1-beta. Lineage: Eukaryota; Metazoa; Arthropoda; Insecta; Hemiptera; Adelgidae. Bases 32 to 796 code for a protein of 254 amino acids. Gene Ontology annotation, molecular function: translation elongation factor activity; guanyl-nucleotide exchange factor activity. The record is from RefSeq and is a predicted model, not a curated record. The transcript is spliced from 5 exons. Gene Ontology annotation, biological process: translational elongation. Gene Ontology annotation, cellular component: cytosol; eukaryotic translation elongation factor 1 complex.